AUUGUUUUUAUCACAAAAGACGAGCAAUACUAUACGGGGAAACGCUAUUGAAAUCGCAACAAAUGAUAACUGGAAACUUGAUUGUCUGGUGCUCCCGCUAGAAUGAAUGUGAAGGAGAAGGCCAAGGCGUUCGAAGGACGUUCCUCUGUGAUUGGAGAAAGCCCGCCACCGAAAAAGAAAAGCCGCGAAGAACGCAUCGGUGGCAGUGGCAACGACGACCUGGAAAGAGAAUCAUCAUCUGAAACUCCUGAACCACCACCUAGAAAAUCCAAAAAGAAUGGCAAAAUAAAAUCAUCUGAAGAAUACAGUCCAAGUUUAGAAAGAAAAGAAAAUAUUCCAACAAGUGUCAAGGACACCAAGGGGCGUCAAAAACCCCCAAGACCUCCUCCACCCCCAAGGGGAAGUUCUUUGGGACGUAAGAGUGAAUUGUUGUCAAAUUUGCGAUUACAGUCAUCAGGAGAGAAAAAGAAAAAACCUCCUGUCCCUCCAAAACCCAAGAAUCACAUUCCUAAGAAAGCUUAUGUGAAAAAGAACAUUAGUGUCAAAAGUGUGAAAAAAAUUGUUAGUCAGCCAGCAAAGGAUGGAUCUGUUUUGGUGCCAAAGUCUUCCACAAACAGUGCACACGAAUCACAGUUUUUCGCCCCACUAGAUAAAGACACUUCUAAGGUGGCAUCAUCUGAAAAUCACGAGUCAAAAAGAUCUUCACAGUUUUUUGUCUCUUUGGAAGAACAAACUUCUAGUAAAGACAGCCUAAAUACUAAGGAGUUAGACAAUUCAAAAGGACAUAUUGUGUUUGAGUAUGCUUCAGAAGAUAGUGAAUUCAGUAAUGUUGAAAAUGGCUUUGUGGGUAGUAACGGCAUUCAUGAGAAUGGGGUAGCUUCUAGGCCUCUUGUUAUUCAACCUGGGAACAUAAAUUUUGAAAAGGACAUGGCAGAUCCUCUGGAAGGUCUUGAAAUAACUGUUGAUGAUAUUAGUGACGAUGAUGACAUUUCUUCAAUGCCACCCGAGGGAAAGAAUGAAGUUGGGGAAUUUUCUGAGCCUAUGGAGGUCAGUGUGGAUGAUGCUUCAAAUGACGGAGUUUGCAAUGAAUUUCAACCAGUUGAUGGUGUAGAAGAACCAGAAGAUAAAGUUCAUAUAUUAUACAGUGUUGAGCUCGAGGAAGAAUGUUCUGUCACUGUAAUAGAAAAUAAUACGAGGAGUGAUGAAAAAGGAACAAAAAUGCUGGAAGUACAAGGAGGGAUUAGAGCAGAAAACAAUGAAGUUAUAGAAGUCGGUAAAGGUGAAUCAAUUGCCAGCAACCUUCUUUCAGAAAAUUUGGUUGGGGAGAAUGCUUCACUAACCUCUGAUGAGGUAGAAAAAGACAAAAUGGAAGAAGAAAUUAGUGUGGUUAAUUUUUUCAAUCAUCAAGAGGAAAUGGCGUCUAAUUUUGAAGCUGAAGAGCGAGUGGACAGUGUUUUGGAAAAUCUAAGUGAAGAUUCAGAAGAAAUUCUUAUGAAGGAAGAUUCUCCAGUUGAUGAAGUACAAGAACUGUCAGUUAACCAGAAUGUUAAGUGUGAAACUGAAUUAGAGAGUUCACAGAUUUGUGUAGAUUCAACAGGACAAAACAAAGUUGAAAAUGUAACUGAUAAGAGCCAUGAAGCAGCUAUGGAAGAAGCACAGCAAAAUGAAUCUCAACAAAAUGGCGAGGUGAUUAUGGCUGAACCGAUAAGAGAAGGUACUUUGUUAUCAGUUACUGAUCGUGUCAUUUUCAAGGAAAUUUCACAUGUGGAUGAAGAUAAAAAUAAUUCGGAGGAACCUGCUGAAGAAAAAUUAGAAGAUGUUAGGAAUGAAGAUCACUCAGGGUUUAAGGGUCAACAUGAAAAUGAAGGAUUUAUGGAGAAAAAUGAACUUGAGUUUGUUUCAACUAAACCAGAGGAAUUGGAAUCCUGCCAAGACAUGGCAGUAGAAUUGGACAAAACUGAACAAUUUGGAGAACAGUUGCUUGGGAAUUCAAUUCCUGAAAAUUUUUGUCAAGAAGAGAGAAAGAUGGAAUUUGCGUGUACUAGUGGCAAUGAGGAGGAACCUAAAGUAGAAGAAGAUGUAUCAAGUUUAAAAAACACUGAGGGUUUGAUACAGAAGGAGAGUGAUGAUCAGGAUGAAAGCCCCGUCAUUCCUGAUUCUAUAGAAGAUGAUCUAGAUACUGUGUCAUCUGAAUUUGUUAAUGUGGAGCAAGCUGCUUCACAGGAAAAUGUUGAGGCUGUGCUAUUUGAGAUGAAGGAAGAUCAGGAUAAAAGCACUGUCAAUGCCAUCCCUAAUUUGAAAGAAGAUAUAGAAACUGCUUCAUCUGAAUUUGUCGAUGUGGAGCAACCUCCUUCAAAGGCCAACAAGGAAGUUGUGCAAGUUGAAGUAGAGGAGGUUGAGAGUUCAUGCAUUGUUAAUGCCAUCUCUGUUUCUACAGAAGAAGAUCUAGAAACUGCUCCAUCUGAAUUUGUUGAUGUGGAGCAACCUCCUUCACAGGCCAACAAAAAGGUAAUGCAAGGUGAAGUAGAAGAGGGUGAUAAUGUGAGCAUUGUGAAUACCAUCUCUAUUUCUAGAGAAGAAGAUCUAGAAACUGCUUCAUCUGAAUUUGUUGAUGUGAAGCAACCUCCUUCACAGGCCAAUAAAGAGAUUGUGCAAGUUGAAGUAGAAGAGGGUGAGAAUGUGUGCAUUGUGAAUGCCAUCUCUAUUUCUACAGUGGAAGAUCCAGAAACUGCUUCAUCUGAAUUUGCCAAUGUGGAGCAACCACCAACGCAGGAAAAUGUAGAUGGCAACAAUUCACUUUCUCCAGAGUCUCAGCCAGUUCCCCCAGAGAGACGAAGUCGCAAGGCUAAGAAACAAAAGCAUGUUUAUGAAAAUAUUGCUGCAACUUCAAGACAACUUGAGCAGAUUAAAAUUAAGGGAGACUCCCUGAGAAAAACUCAGUCCUUCAGCAAAUAUGAAACAGCUUCUCUCUCAAUAUCACGCCCUGUUCAGCGCGUGUCUGAUGAUGAGGUUAUUUACAGAGUUCCUGCUAAGGUCAUUCCAGUUGAAAGUUUUGGAACUGAUGAAUCCGAGUACAGUGUUCCACUUCCCAUUUCAUCUCGAGCACGCAGUGUCACUAUGCAAGAUGAGUAUGCAGUGCCCAAGUCAAUCAUAGUAAAAGCAUGUGCAGUAACAGAUAGUCAUGGUGCUGAUGACAGAGAAAUAUAUUCUGUUCCUGGUCAAGUAACACCUGUACCUGUGGUUGAAAAAUUCUCUGAUUCUUCAAGUAGACUUCCCUCUCAGGCAGUUCCACAGGAGGAUGAUGAUAGUGAAUAUGCUGUGCCUGUUCAGGCAAAGCCAGUGAUGUCAGCUCCUGUGUCAGCCACUCCACCUCCAAAACCUCCAAGAACAAGCUUAUUAAAAGAAGAGUUUAAUGUCUUUGCAAGUGUGGAGGAGACAUCCAGUUCAGCAAGCACAGAGACAGAAACAAGGCAAUCACCAAAACCAGUCCCAAGGACGAGAGAGCUGAAGAAUUCACCGACUCCUGUACCAAGGAAGAGCUCAAAGACUGCUGCAUCAUCAGAAUCAUCAACAACCCACAGCAGUGAAAACUCUCCAAGUCCUGUACCAAGGAAGAACUCCAAGCUUGUCAUGUCAACAGACUCAUCUUCAACUAAUAGUGGUGAUAACUCACCAACUCCUGUACCAAGGAAAAGCUUGAAAAUCGCUUCAUCAACAGAGUCUACUUCAACUCAAAGUAGUGAUUCUCCGGUUCCUGUACCUCGUACUCGUCUGAAUGCUCUUCAGCCUGAACCUUCCAUCUCAAAUGAAUCUUCAUCAGAGCUCUCUACAUUGUCAUCUUCUGACAUCUCUACGGUGGAGACCACGGAGGAGGAACAAACCUUGAAACGCAAACCUCCACCACGCCCACCUCCUCCAAGCAGCCGCACAAGCAUCAUAAACAACGAAAAUGAAGCCCCUCCCCUGACACCAGGGCCGUUUGCAAACGAGGCCGAUUCUGAUACGGAUUCUGAUGUUGGAGAAGAGGCAUCAUCAAAGGGUCCAUCAAAGUCAAAGACAUACUACAUUGCACAUGAAAUUCUCUCAACUGAGCAGACGUUUGUGGAUGCUUUAAAACUUGUCUUUGAGAAAAAUGUACAACUCAUCACAAACAAUGGGUUUAAAAGAUGGAAUUCCUCUCUGUCAUCCUUUACCAAAAAUUUACUUUUGCAUCUUGUUUCCUUCAGGGAAGAACAUGAGAGAAUUGGUGAUAUUAUCAAGAAAUACAGCCACUUCUUAAAGAUGUACACUCAGUUUGUGAAUGGCUAUGACAAAGCUAUUGGUGUGUUUCAAGACACUAUGAAAGAAAAUUCAGAGUUUGCAGACAUGGUUGCUAAAUUUCAGGCAAGUGAACGUUGUCAUGGAAUGGCAUUGUCAUCUUAUAUGCUGAAACCUGUACAGCGCAUACCUAGCUACAGACUUCUUCUUAUUGACUAUCUCAAGCAUUUGCCGAAGGACUCAGAGGAAUCAAAGGACACAGAAGCUGCCCUUAAGAUUGUGUCAGAGGUUGCGACACACAUCAAUGAGUCCAUGAAGAAAAUGGAGAGCUUUGAGCAGAUGCUUAAGGUUCAGAGGAGUCUUGUGGGACACCCAGAGAUUGUCAAAGCUGGACGGGUAUGUACCAACAGUUGUUGUGGAGUGCAAGAGAGGGACGAAGAGGUCAUGAAACUCGGAGAGAAAGCCCCUGUGUGGAUUCCGGAUCACCGUGUUACAAUGUGCAUGAGCUGUACGUCUCCAUUUACUCUCACCAACAGGAGGCAUCACUGCAGAGCUUGUGGAAACGUUGUUUGUGGGGCUUGUUCGGAAAGCACCGCUCCACUGGCAUACUUGGAGUACAACCAGGCUAGGGUUUGCGACAAGUGCUAUGACCUGCUUUUAAAAGAUUUCCACACCGUUGAAAUGAAAGCAGUAGAGGAAGAAUCGCCUACGUCUACGCUUCCCCCGUUGCUUCAAGAGGCAGAAGACGCAGAGAAGUUGCUACGAAAACCGACCAAGUUUGAAAUGAUGCGACGAUUUAAGAGUAGAAAAACAAAAAGAAAAUCGACAAUAAUGCAUCCGUCGCACUUAACAGAGGUCGUCGCUAAUCAGGAAGGAAGUCAAAUGAGUGGCUACUUAAAAUACAAGAAAGGAAAAUUUGGAUGGAAGAAGUCGUGGUUUGUGCUGAAGGACAAUGUUUUGUAUUCGUACAAAGCCAGCUCAGAUGUUGUGGCGCUGGAAAGUCAACCAGUCUUGAGUUAUGAAAUUGAAGAUCUUGGCAAGGAAGGGAAUGAUUUUGUAUUUCAACUCAAACACCAUGGUAUUUCACCGUUAGUUUUCAAGGCAGAUAACGAAAACUCUGCAACAAGGUGGAUACGCGAACUUAAGAAAGCGACCACGAUGCAAUCAUGAAAUAAUUGUUGUCACGCACUGAAGUAACGCCGUCCAGGGCGUUAGGUCCGAGUCACGCUGUGCAAGUCACGC
Molecule: messenger RNA, 5499 nt
Organism: Pocillopora damicornis (cauliflower coral)
Lineage: Eukaryota; Metazoa; Cnidaria; Anthozoa; Scleractinia; Pocilloporidae
Cellular component (GO): cytoplasm
Molecular function (GO): metal ion binding; guanyl-nucleotide exchange factor activity
Source: RefSeq, a predicted model, not a curated record